Messenger RNA from Colletotrichum orchidophilum, 1992 nucleotides. RefSeq lists its product as uncharacterized. The transcript is spliced from 5 exons. The record is from RefSeq and is a predicted model, not a curated record. Gene Ontology annotation, molecular function: oxidoreductase activity; FAD binding. NCBI's taxonomy places the organism in Eukaryota, Fungi, Ascomycota, Sordariomycetes, Glomerellales, Glomerellaceae. The coding region runs from base 1 to 1992 and encodes 663 amino acids.
AUGGCACACAACUUGUCUCGGCUUGGCCAGGCCCUCCUCCUGGCGGCUGCCUUGCCUUUGGCGUACGCUCAGACCAUCGUAGUUGACGAUGUAGUGAUUGAGGCCAACCAGUCUACCGUGGCUCCCGCGGCUGAGCCCGUCCUCGAUACCGCCGCCAGCGACCUCUUGAAAGAGGAGAGCAUUCAGCUGACUGAUGCCGUUUUGGCUAACCUCACGGACCUCUCCCUCUCCAACAUCUCCCUCUUUGACUUUGACACCACUGCCGCUGGGGAGAAGCGGUCUGGAAUUGCCCGUACCUUCAACAAGUGCAAGACAUAUCCCGGGGACCUCCUUUGGCCGAACAAGGCAGUGUGGAGCGUCUUUAACCUCCUCACUGGAUUUGCUGUCAGCGAGACGGUGCCUAUUGGUGCUUCUUGCUUUGAUGACUUUGGCAACUAUGAUGCUACUCGUUGCGAGUACAUCACCAACCAGUGGACAAACUCCACGAUCCACACCGAGGACCCGACUUCAGUCAUGAGCCCUUUGUACCAGGGCCUGACUUGUAUGCCACCUUCAGUCGACAACAGCUCUGCCGGCACCUGCACCCUCGGCGGUUUCCCCUCGUAUGUUGUCAAGGCCACGAAUGUUGCGCAGAUCCAGCUGGCUGUCAACUUUGCCCGCAACCUCAACAUUCGCCUCGUUGUCAAAAAUACUGGCCAUGAUUUCAAUGGUCGUUCCUCGGGAUCGGGUGCCCUCUCCGUCUGGACGCACCAUCUGAAGAGCAUUAACUUCUAUCAAGCCUAUACCUCCCCGUCUUAUUCCGGUCCCGCUAUCAAGGUGGGUGCCGGUGUUCAGGGCUUCGAGCUCUAUGAAGCGGCCGAGACGUAUGGUGUUACUGCCGUCGGAGGCGAGGGUAUGACUGUUGGCUAUGCUGGAGGCUACCUUGCUGGCGGUGGUCACUCGCCACUGUCCCCCAAGUACGGCAUUGCUGCCGACUCUGUCUUGAGCGUUGAUGUCGUGACUCCCGACGGCCGUUUCGUUACUGCCAACGAGAAGCAGAACACCGAGCUGUUCUGGGCUCUACGAGGCGGUGGUGGAAACACUUACGGUGUUGUCACCUCGUACGUCGUCAAGGUUUACCCCAAGAUUGACACAAUCGCCGUCAUGACGUUUAGCUUCAGCACUAGCGAAACCGUCAGCCACGACGCCUUCUGGGCUGGUGUCAAGGCGUACUGGGAGGGCUUGCCAACUUGGAACGCGGCUGGCAACUACGAGUACUGGAAUAUUUUCCACACCGGACCGGAUGCCCUCACCUUCACCAUGCUUCCCUGGUUCGCUCCCAACAUGACCCUCGUCCAGCUCAAGGAGCUUACCGCCCCCUUGUUCGCCAAGUGGACAGAGCUGGGCAUCGCCGUCGACCCCGUCUACUCGGAGCACCAGAGCUUCCUCCCCGCCUGGAAGGCCGGCUUCCCCAAGGAGCUCGUCGGCGGCACGACCUCAAAGACAGCGUGCCGCCUCUUCCCCGCGGAAAACUUCUCUGACGCCACCAAGUUCAACGCCACCUUUGAAGCCCUCAAGGGGCUCAGCGACAAGGGCGGCCAAAUCAUCGGGUUCGGCAUCACCGGCGGCCCCGGUCCCUACCCCGACAACGCUGUCAACCCGGCGUGGCGCGGCGCUGCCAUGUUUGCCAUUUCUGUCAUGGGCUGGGACGUCGGCACCCCCGCCGAGGUGGUCGCCGAGAAGUCAAAGCUCUUGACCAACGAGUGGAUGCAGCCCUGGCGCGACGUCACGCCCGGCAGCGGUGGGUAUGCCAGCGAAGGGGACGUAACCGAGCCCGACUUCCAGCAGUCUUUCUAUGGCACCGAGAAGUAUGCUCGCCUGCUUGCAUUCAAGCAAAAGAUUGAUCCCACCGGGGUCUUUUACGCGAAUUUGGGUGUCGGCAGCGACAGUUGGUAUGUCACGCGCCAGCUUGAUGGGUUCCCAACCCAGAAUGGCCGUCUGUGCAGAGUUUAG